AUGGGUCAGAUAGCACAACAGUUAGCUUCAAAUUCUCAAGCCCCGAGUACCCUACCUAGUGGUACGGUAAAAAAUCAGAGGGAACAUCACAUUGUUAACACUAUCGUAACCCGAAGUGGGAAGUCAACGGAGGAAAAUAGUAUGGAAAAAGAUGGAUUGUUAGAAGUGGAUUUAGAAAUCAAGGAAACUAAGGACCAAGAUGAAGAAGUGAUACUACCACCCGUCAAGGAGAAAGAGAAGAUUCCAAAACCAGUCAUCAAACUCCCUUACCCUCCAAGACAGAAAAAGAAAGAUCACCAUGAGAAAUUUUUUGAGAGGUUCCUGGAAAUGUUCAAAAAGGUGGAAAUAAACAUCCCUUUUUCUGAGGCAUUAGAACAAAUUCCAAUAUAUGCCAAGUUCAUGAAAGACAUCAUCUCCAAAAAGCGUUCCACUAAUAUGGACCCGAUCAUUCUAAUUAAGACAUGCAGGGCCAUUCUCCAAGGCAUGAAAAUCCCAAUGAAAAAGAAAGACAGGGGGUCAGUUACUAUUCCAUGCACUAUUGGCAUUGGCACUGUUCAAGAUAGUCGAAUGACACUUCAGUUUAUGAAUCGCUCUGUUAGGCAACCCUAUGGAAUUGUGGAAGACGUUCUUGUAAAAAUUGACAAGUUUGUUUUCCCAGUUAACUUCGUCAUUCUAGAAAUGCCUGAAGAUGAGGAGAUUCCUCUCAUAUUGGGCAGACCAUUCUUAGAAACAGGACGGUGUAUGAUAGGCAUCGAGGAAGGAACAAUGACCCUCAAAGUCUAUGAUGAAGAGCUAAAAAUAGAUGUGAGAAACAUAAUGCAAUACAAAGAUGAUAUUGGCAUGCGCCACACCAUAGAGAUGAUAGAUCAAGUAAUUACUCAAGAAAUUGAAAGACAUAGACCCCAAUCACCACUAGAACGAGUCUUAAGUCUAUAA
Messenger RNA from Lathyrus oleraceus (garden pea), 936 nucleotides. RefSeq lists its product as uncharacterized. The record is from RefSeq and is a predicted model, not a curated record. Bases 1 to 936 code for a protein of 311 amino acids. The transcript has 2 exons. NCBI's taxonomy places the organism in Eukaryota, Viridiplantae, Streptophyta, Magnoliopsida, Fabales, Fabaceae.